Solanum lycopersicum (tomato) is the source of this 5311-nucleotide messenger RNA. RefSeq names its product cation-chloride cotransporter 1. Lineage: Eukaryota; Viridiplantae; Streptophyta; Magnoliopsida; Solanales; Solanaceae. Gene Ontology annotation, molecular function: potassium:chloride symporter activity. The record is from RefSeq and is a predicted model, not a curated record. Gene Ontology annotation, cellular component: membrane. Gene Ontology annotation, biological process: cell volume homeostasis; potassium ion homeostasis; chloride transmembrane transport.
GUUAGAAUAGGAUUGUACAUUAUAUUUCUUUAUGCAAUGUUAGUGUCUAUAAAUAGGACUCAGUGUAAUAGUGUAGUAUUUAUCUUAAUCUACGUUGUUCGGACUCGGGUGCGGGUGUUUGAAAUGGGUGCGUAUCUGAGAGUCAGAUUUGGCAAAAUCUAAAUUUUAAGAUUUGGGGCUAUGAAUCCUAGUAUGGACAUGAGUGCAGCGAUCUCGCUAAAAAUGCAACAUUAUAAGAAUAUACUGAUAAAUAUAUUUUAAAUUUGAGAGAUAUUUUUUAAAAUUCAAUCUUUUGUUUUCUUGUGUUCGUAAAGUGGAAUGUAAGAGACAAAUUUUGAGUCAAAUGUGACAUUAGUUAUCAUGGUCUUGUCUCCUAACCAAUUAUAAACCUAAAAAAUUAUGUGUAGAUGAUACAUAUUGAGAUUUGUUGUCUCAGUCAUCGUGGGAUUUUUACCCUACAAACUAGUCCAACAAGUGCAAAUACUGAUCAUACAAACAGUAGGCCCAUGAAAAGUAAAAUGUCAAUAGAAGUGGUUAGGCCCAAAUGUUGAAAUAAUUUAGUUGCAACCUACAGGCCCAUAUAGAUCUCUGAAAAAUUCUUGUUUCAUAUAUAUUGUAUUUCAUCUUACACGCCACUGCCUCUACGAAAUUCACCAAAACCUCAAACACUAGCUCACCUACUCCCUCUCCGCCAAAAUGUAGCUGACAUCCCAUCCAUCUCAGAUCAUCGAUAUUUUUGUCCUAGUCGCCGAAGGUGAAGUCGGAGCAGCUAGGCAUUCGCUCCCAAAAUCUGUCUCCUUAGCCUUUCCUUAAAUUUGUUCUUGACUCUUGCCAAAGUAUCCACAUGGGUAGACCAAAUAUGACACGCACCCCGCACCCUGCACCCGCACCCACCUAGUGUCACGUUGAAACGGGUUCGACAACAAAAUCGAAGAGUCCGCGCAAUAUAGAUCUUAAUAAUAUUUUCCGUGCUUUCUCACAUGGUAUCAGAUUAUUGGCAAGAAUCAUUUGGAAAAUACGGUCACAAUUUCGUGUGCAAUUCUGUCAACUAUACAAUUGAUGUUUGCGUCAUCUCAUCUUUUGCUUUGAUAUUUAUGAAAACCAAUAGUGCCAUCACACUUAGUAGGAAGUUCGGGUGAGAAGCCCACUCAGCUACAUAGUUUGAAAAUCCCAUGAAUGGUUUUGAACGUAAUCAUAUGACUUGAACUUCCGAUUCUUGUAUCUUUGGAAUUAAAAUUAUCAAAUCCCGAAGACGUGGCUCGAAACUUCAAAAGAAUCUGACCAAAGAGGAAAACACCAAGUUUAAGGCAAAAAAUAGAAGGCCAAAAGCUAAAACAAGGUUGGAUCUCGUUGAAAACCCAACACACACAGGUAACAACAACGCAGUGGUGCGUCUGUCUCACAUACCAACAUGUGGACUUGAUUAUGGCCACUUCCUUAAAUUUUCUCUUCUGUCGGGGUGGCCUAGGAAUUCGAAGCUCAUCCAUACAAUUUUCAUAGAAUUCCAAUCACUUUUAUUUUUCUAGUAAGUUUUCAACGAGAUCCAACCUUGUUUUAACUUUUGGCCUUCUAUUUCUUGGCUUAAACUUGGUGUUUUCCUCUUUGGUCAGAUUCUUUUGAAGUUCUGAGCCAUGUCUUCGGGAUUUGAUAAUUUUAAUUCCAAAAGUAGAGGAAUCGGAAGUUCAAGUCAUAUGAUUACUUCCAAACCAUUCAUGGGAUUUUCGAACUAUGUAGCUUGGUCUUUCUCGAUUAUGGGCAAGGGGCAGGUGUUCAAGUUCACUUCAAGAAAAAGGCUAGUGAGUUAGAUGGAAAGACCAAAACACAAGGGAAGAAGGUAGACGCUCAAGUAUGUAGUAUCUUGUGGCGAUCUAUUGCUUUCAAGUUGAUGUUCUUGUUUUGUCCAUGCAACAUGUUCAAUUUGGGAAAAGGCUUGUGCUUUAUCUACUAAUGACAUAUCUCAAUUUAAUGAUGUGAUAUUUUAGAUGACAAACCUAAAUAAAGAUGAAUUAGAUGUCUACUUACUUGGGACACGUACAUACAAUUAUGGAGGAAUUUGAGAGGUGGAUAUAGUUACUUCAAACGUUGAAAAACUAUAGGAGCAAAGACAUACAUUGUUUCUAGUUCUUACACAUGUUGAACCUCCUACCGACCUUGAUUCAGUGCAUGGUCAUAUUUUGGCUAGUCCUACAAUUGAUGAAUUAUUCUCUCGUUACUUCGCCUAGCACCUCUUAAUCAUGGUGUGGUCUCAUCAACAACCGCCAACUCCACUAUUCUCGCAUCUCAAAUCAAGGAAAAUCAUUAAGUGGAAAGUAAUUUAGAAGAAGAAAUUCAACUAGUGGAUUUCAUAGGAGCUUUGUAAGUACUCCUGUUUUUCUUUUUUUGUUGUUGGUUUUUCUAUGUAACUAACACUUUUGGAGGUGGCCAGCGUAACCCUUAAUGCUGAGGAAUACAAUGUUACUAGUUUCAAAAAAAAUCAAGCAUCUCAAUCCACAGAGGAUUGACGCGGAGGUUUUUUGGAAGAUCUCGAUGUAAGCAAGUGUUUUCUUUAUCUCAAGGGAAUAUAAGGUGUUCCUUCCGUUUCGAGCAAGAUUGUUGGUAUGGCUGGGAUUGGUGAGUCAUUGUUACUCGUUGCUUUCUGUGGAUCUUGUACUUUCCUGACCACAAUAUCAUUAAGUGCUAUUGCCACCAAUGGUGCCAUGAAGGGCGGAGGGCCUUACUAUCUCAUUGGUCGUGCUUUGGGUCCAGAAGUUGGUGUCAGCAUUGGACUGUGUUUUUUCCUUGGAAAUGCAGUUGCUGGAGCAAUGUAUGUAUUGGGAGCUGUGGAAACCUUCCUAGAUGCUGUACCAGCUGCUGGAAUUCUUAGAGAAACUGUCACAAGAGUUAAUGGUACAGAUAUUGCGCCCAUUACAAGGCCAAGUUUGCACGACCUGCAAAUUUAUGGGAUUGUCGUGACUAUUCUUCUCUGCUUCAUAGUUUUUGGUGGUGUAAAAAUUAUUAAUCGUGUCGCACCGGCAUUCCUUGUACCUGUUGUAUUCUCAUUGGUGUGCAUAUUCUCUGGCAUUCUUUUGGCAAGGAAUGGUCGUCCAGCAGCUGGAAUCACGGGGUUGAGUUCGGGAUCUUUUAAGGACAAUUGGGGUCCUGCAUAUCAGAGGACUAGUAAUGCUGGUAUUCCAGAUCCUAAUGGAAAGAUAUACUGGAGUUUCAAUGCGUUGGUAGGUCUCUUUUUCCCUGCUGUGACUGGGAUCAUGGCAGGUUCGAACCGUUCAGCCUCGCUAAAGGAUACACAGCGUUCAAUUCCUAUUGGGACAUUAGCAGCAACUUUGACGACUAGUGCCUUAUAUCUAGUUUCAGUGCUGUUCUUUGGAUCUGUUGCAACUCGAGAUAAGCUUUUGACUGACAGGUUGUUGACCGCUUCAAUUGCUUGGCCAUUUCCAGCAAUUGUUUAUGUCGGUAUCAUCCUUUCAACCUUAGGGGCAGCCCUUCAAAGCUUGACUGGUGCACCACGUCUCCUUGCUGCGAUUGCAAACGAUGAUAUUUUACCUGUUCUGAACUAUUUUAAAGUGGUAGACGGAGGUGAGCCCCAUGUGGCCACUUUCUUCACUGCCUUCAUCUGUAUUGGAUGUGUCGUUAUUGGAAAUUUGGAUCUUAUUUCACCAACCAUAACAAUGUUUUACCUCCUAUGCUAUGCUGGUGUGAACUUAUCCUGCUUCCUUCUGGAUCUGUUGGAUGCUCCCAGCUGGCGACCUCGGUGGAAAUUCCACCACUGGAGUCUCUCUCUUGUUGGAGCAUUACUUUGUAUAGUUAUCAUGUUUUUGAUUUCAUGGACAUUCACUGUGGUAUCACUAGCCCUAGCAAGUCUAAUCUAUUAUUAUGUGAGUAUCAAGGGGAAAGCAGGAGACUGGGGUGAUGGUUUCAAGAGUGCAUAUUUUCAGCUUGCUCUUCGUAGUUUACGAUCUUUGGGAGCUAGUCAGGUACAUCCCAAAAAUUGGUACCCUAUCCCCCUCAUAUUUUGUCGUCCAUGGGGCAAGCUGCCAGAAAAUGUACCUUGUCAUCCUAAGCUAGCAGACUUUGCCAACUGUAUGAAGAAAAAGGGCAGGGGAAUGUCCAUCUUUAUUUCUAUUAUAGAUGGGGACUACCAUGAACGUGUUGAGGAUGCCAAGGCAGCUUGUAAGCAGCUAAGUACAUAUAUCGACUACAAGCAAUGUGAAGGUGUAGCAGAAAUAGUUGUUGCUCCCAACAUGUCAGAAGGCUUUAGAGGCAUUGUUCAGACUAUGGGUCUUGGGAAUCUCAAGCCAAACAUUAUUGUUAUGCGGUACCCUGAGAUAUGGCGGCGUGAAAAUUUGAUUGAAAUUCCUGCUACCUUUGUUGGAAUAAUAAAUGACUGCAUUGUUGCAAACAAGGCUGUAGUUAUUGUGAAGGGUCUAGAUGAAUGGCCUAAUGAGUAUCAAAGACAGUAUGGAACCAUUGAUUUGUACUGGAUAGUCAGAGAUGGUGGUCUUAUGCUGUUGCUAUCUCAACUGCUUCUCACAAAAGAUAGCUUUGAGGGCUGUAAGAUCCAGGUUUUCUGCAUUGCUGAGGAAGAUUCUGAUGCAGAGGGACUCAAGGCCGACGUAAAGAAAUUUCUUUAUGACCUUCGGAUGCAAGCUGAGGUAAUUGUCAUUUCCAUGAAGUCAUGGGAAGGCCAAGGGGAGCAGCAAGAAUCUAUUGAAGCAUUCAGUGCUGCUCAGGGAAGAAUAGCUAGUUAUCUGGGAGAGAUGAAAGAGAGAGCGGAGAGGGAUAAGACUCCUUUGAUGGCUGAUGGAAAACCAGUGGUUGUCAAUGAGCAGCAAGUUGAGAAAUUCCUGUAUACCACUUUGAAGCUGAAUUCAACGAUUCUAAAAUACUCGAGGAUGGCUGCAGUUGUGUUUGUAAGUCUUCCUCCUCCUCCUGCCAAUCAUCCAGCAUUUUUCUACAUGGAAUACAUGGACCUAUUGGUUGAAAAUGUACCCAGGCUUUUGAUAGUUCGUGGAUAUCGUCGAGAUGUUGUCACUUUGUUUACGUAGGUAGUUCUGUUCAUACGCUUCCUUUUUCUCUUUUUUUUUUACCUCCUUUGCUUUAUCUUAAUAGAGUUCCAAUUCAAUUCAAUUUGUUACUUUUGUUGUUUUUCUCUUUUCUCCUGGAGGUGGGUGUACAAUAUACUAGUUUUUGUAUCAUUAAUUCUUUUGAACUGAAUAUUUGGGGUAAGAAAAUUUUGUUAUUGAUGAAUCUCUAGGUGACUAUUUAUUAGUCGUCUAAGAAAAUGUUGAAAUAAAAAAAAAUCGUUAUUGAUGAA